This is a messenger RNA of Ceutorhynchus assimilis (cabbage seed weevil), 3487 nucleotides long. NCBI's taxonomy places the organism in Eukaryota, Metazoa, Arthropoda, Insecta, Coleoptera, Curculionidae. The record is from the annotation of a GenBank genome assembly.
UUAUUUUCCAACGCUAAUUGGUUUUGAACAUUGUUUUCGUUUAGGUAAUCUUUUUCAUUGUCGAAACUCAUACCCAUGAUAAUAGCGUUUUUGAUUUUCAAGAAUCAUGCUUCAGUGCUCAUCUACAGCUACAGUUUCGAUUCAACGCUUUUCUCUGUUUGUUUUUACUUUAGUUCAUCAAAUACGUUCCAAUGUCCCAGUUAAAUAACCAUAAUAUCUAGAGUUGUCCCAUGUUAAUGAAAUAUUGAUUAUUUAGUUAAGUCUUAGGAAAUUUAUCUACCAAAACCUGACAACAACGGAUAUUCAACAUUCAUUUUAAACGUUACACAAAGAAGCUGCAACAAAGAGAAGGGAGCACCUGCUGGUUUGUUCGCGCAAUCAAUACAACGCUUUAAGCUUUAGUAACCGAAACACGUUAUUGGCUUACCCGCUGUUACAGAAUGAACGAGACAAUAUUCGACUUACUAAUUAGUUAUACUAUAAACAAAUCCACGUGCUUUAGCCUCAAUGUGUUUAUUUUCUCAUAUGUUUUCUGUCAAUCUCGGCAGAAAGUAUAUACACAUCUCAUUCAUUAAUCAUGAUCUGACUGAAUCAAGCAUAACAACCAAAAUCCUUUGUUUGAAUUUUAACGUUUCUCAAUUUUAAACAAACGAUAGGUACUAUUAUGAUUCAAUAAACACAACGAUGUCAUUUGUGGUCCCGCUUUGAUGCAAAAUAAUAAAUAUUUAGUGAUGUUGAUAAGUUUUGCUACAGUUAAAUAAAGUGAAGGUUUAGUCUCUACAAUGUCCUUGGUAAAGAAAAUUCGAAAAAUAAUGAAAUCAAGUAACAACAACAAAGAACCGAAAUUCGAUGAAAGCCUGGAAACUGCACAGCAGUACAAAGAAAGAUGGCGGUCCAUUUAUGUAGUUUAUUUUACUAUGUUCAUUAUGUCCCUAGGAUUUAGUAUUAUAGUGACUGGAGUGUGGCCAUAUUUAGAUAAGCUUGAUCCAUCUGCUGGAAAAGAAUUCAUGGGCUUCAUCGUGGCUGCCAACCCCUUCGGCCAAAUGCUCUUCUCGCCAUUAGUAGGAUGGUGGAGCAACAAAUUAGGCUCCAUACGAAUUCCAUUGAUAUUUUCUCUAUUGCUUUUUACGUUCGCCAGCGGUAUCUACUCUUGUUUGGAACUUUUUGACUCUCACAUCAAGCACUGGAUGUUGUGGAGUCGGUUUUUGGUAGGUGUAAGUUCAGCAAACGUUGCAGCUUGUCGUUCCUACCUUUCAGCCGCGACCAAAUAUUCGGAACGUACAAAAGCUGUUUCGAUGAUCUCCCUAGCUCAGGUAUUGGGUUUCGUGGUGGGUCCAGCUAUUCAGGCAGCUGUAGUUCCCCUAGGUGAUGACGGCGUCUGGCUGAUUCCACACAAGUUAAAAUUGAAUAUGUAUACGGCAACAGGUUGGAUAAAUGUGUUUUUAAGCUUCCUCAAUAUUUAUCUUUUCUUACCAAAUGUAUUCAGCGAAUAUAAGAUAGCAGCUAAAGAAGCGAUGCUCAAACAAGGAAAACCUAAUGAAAAAGAUACUUGGAAGGGAUCAAAGCCGGACUAUUUUGCUGCUGGAACUUUGAUUGUGGCCUUCUUUGUUAUGGUGUUUAAUUUCAUGCUAUUAGAAACUUUAGGCACGCCACUGACAAUGGACCAACUUGGAUGGUCCAAAGAUAAAUCUUUAUGGUAUAUGGGAAUUAUCAUGUCUGUAUGUGCUAUGUUUUCGAUAUUUACUUUUCCCUCCAUUCCGAUUUUAUCCAAAAAGUUUUCUGAAGUUAAGUUAAUGAUUUGGAUUGGAUUUUUCUUGAUGGUUAUAGGAAGAUUUUCUUGUAUACCCUUUUCUGGUCCUUCUCCAAAGAUGUACGAUAUCAACCUUAGAAAAAAUCUCUCAAUAUUCUGUGAACAAAAAUUUAAAAAUAGUAGCCAAUUAUAUCAACUUGACUUUGAAAGUUUAAAUGCAAAUCUUCUACAAUAUGACAGAUUUCUAGCACCAAAUAUCACCAAUGGAACGCAAAUUCGUCACAUGACUCUGGAUUGCGGGGAUGACCUCCUGGGUUGUCCAUCUAGUCAGGAAUGGUGUAAUGAAGUGCCUGCAAUCACCUAUACUCAAUUCAUUUUUUGCUAUGUUUUGACUGUCCUGGGUUAUCCCAUAGGGAUUACGUUAAUUCAGACGUUAUUUUCAAAAUUGUUAGGUUCAAGACCUCAGGGCGUUUGGAUGGGUUUAAUGACAGGCUCUGGUUGUUUAUCCAGAGUAAUGGGUCCAGUAUUCGUUACUCACGUCUACGAAGAAUAUGGAACAGUCUGGACGUUUGGUAUGACAUCAGCUAUGAUGGCUGUUAGUCUUUUGUGGCUGUGGUAUUUUGAGAAAAGACUCGAACCUAAAGAACCACUCACAUUGGAAAACUGUUGUUUAGCAGAGCAAGAAUUAAAAGAUCUGACGGUUGACUAUGAUCAAAAGGAAUAUCCGCCAAAAUUUGAAAAUCUUAGCUAACACUUGAUACAUUGACAGAUAAGACGUCCUUAUGAUUAUUCCGAUGAAUAAUUCUAAUCACUUUAUCGCACUUAAAAAUUGAAGAAAUGUAUUUCUAUGAAAUCGUUUAUGACUGAAUUUUUAACCGCAUACGUAAAUGUAUUUUUAAGUAGGUACCUAUACCUGCUCAAAAUAUAAAUGUGAUAUUUGCGAACGUGUUAGGUGAAUAGAGACCGUAGAUUAAAUUUAUUUUUUAUAUUCCCAUUAAAAUAUAUGUAGGAAGUAUUGAUUAUACUUUAAGAGGCAUACUUAUUUUUUAUACAUGAAUACAUUUUAGUAUUUUAUACAACUAUAGAUAGGUAUUUGAAUAGGUAGUUUUUGUGAUAUUUUAUAUACCAACGAUCAAAAUGUAGCAUAUUUUUAUAUAAUUAGUUAGCUUUAUUAUUCACAUUCUUGAGUAAAACAUUUAUACAAUAAUAUAAUAUACAUAUGUAUAUGUGUUCUAUAACUUUAAUAAUAUUAACUAUGUAUAUAAGUAGGUAGGUACAUUAAAAAAUAUCACCAGGUUUUUAGGUUUCAUAAUAAAUACUUUUCUAAAAUAUAUGAUUUUUCUGGUACUUCUAAUUGAGAAUCAUCAAUCUUAACAGUUUUACCAAUAUCUUCAGCUUCUUUAACAGUAUCCGGCAGUUUUUUGUGUAAAGUCUCAGGAAAUAGAAGAGUCAAAACACCAGCUAUCAAAGACAUUCCAGCAAAGCUAAGUAGAGGUAGAGGGCCCCAAAGUUUUGCCUGAAAAAUAAAAUUAAUUCAAUCGAAUUGGGAUUUAUCCAGUAUCAAUCUACCAAUAGUGGAGUUUGUGGCGAUAUCAUUGAUCCGCAUCUGCCAAAUGUCGAACAAGUCCCCAUAAACGAGUUUCUUAAAUUAGUUGGGAACAUUUCACUAGUGAUAACGUAAAGGAUUGUGAACGAGGCUGUGGCUCCAAAUUUUCCGAUUAGGUAAACGGAGAGGCU